Molecule: messenger RNA, 291 nt
Organism: Plasmodium inui San Antonio 1
Lineage: Eukaryota; Apicomplexa; Aconoidasida; Haemosporida; Plasmodiidae
Exons: 1
Coding region: 1-291 (96 amino acids)
Source: RefSeq, a predicted model, not a curated record
AUGGCACAUUUCUCCUACCAGCAGCCAUGGAUUUUAACUAAAUAUCCCACCGAGCAGAAUGAAUAUAUAUGUAAUGAGGACGCGCAAGGAAUGGCAGGACACCCCACUGACCAAAUUAAGGACAACCAGCAGCAUAUUCCACAAAGAAAUGAUAAUACAACAGAGAGAGAAUUCACAGACUAUUUUCUUGAAUUUGAAAACGGCUUGUACAAUAAUCCACAGCCAAAUUACAAUACUACACAGAAAGAAUUAACACACCCUUAUUUCAGAAAUUAUAGACAACUUCUAUGA